Saccharomyces kudriavzevii IFO 1802 is the source of this 798-nucleotide messenger RNA. RefSeq names its product translation initiation factor eIF3 core subunit j (gene HCR1). Gene Ontology annotation, molecular function: translation initiation factor activity. The record is from RefSeq and is a predicted model, not a curated record. The coding region runs from base 1 to 798 and encodes 265 amino acids. Gene Ontology annotation, cellular component: eukaryotic translation initiation factor 3 complex; cytoplasm. The transcript has a single exon. Lineage: Eukaryota; Fungi; Ascomycota; Saccharomycetes; Saccharomycetales; Saccharomycetaceae.
AUGUCUUGGGACGACGAUGCUAUCAACGGUUCCAUGGGUAAUGAUGACACCGUUUUAAUGGAUUCAUGGGAUGCUGAACUAGGUGAUGACGAACCAGUGAUGCAAUCUUGGGAUGCAGAAGAGGAUGAAAAGAAACCUUCUUCAAAACAAAAGAAAGAACAACCCAAAAGUGCAAAGAAAAGCAAAGAAUCCUCCACUGAUAAAGUUUUAUUAGAUAUUGAUACAUUAGAUGAAAAGACACGUAAAGAGUUGAUCAAGAAAGCUGAAAUUGAGUCUGACUUGAACAACGCCGCCGACUUAUUUGCAGGUUUAGGUGUUGCCGAGGAACACCCAAGAGCUCGUGCUUUACAAAAGGAACAAGAAGAACAAGCUAUAAUGAGACCCGCCUUUACCAAGGAUACACCUAUCGAAACGCAUCCUUUGUUCAACGCUGAAACAAAGAGGGAAUAUCAAGAUCUAAGGAAGGCUCUGUCUGCUGCUAUUACCCCUAUGAACAAGAAAUCUCCACUCAACUACUCUUCAUCAUUAGCCAUUGAUUUGAUCAGAGAUGUUGCAAAACCAAUGUCUAUUGAGUCUAUAAGACAGACAGUAGCUACUUUGAACGUUCUGAUCAAGGAUAAGGAGAGAGAGGAGAGACAAGCUCGUUUGGCGCGUGUUAGAGGCGGUACCGCUACUGGUGGUGCCGGUAAGAAAAAGGUCAAAGGUAAGACCAAUUUGGGCGGUGCAUUCAAGAAAGAUCAAGAUUUCGACCUAGGUGGUACCGACGAUUUUGAAUUCGGUGAUGACGACUUCAUGUAA